AUGAACCCAUUCCUCACGAUCCUCGGCCUCGUGGCCCUGCUCAUCCCAACACUAUACCUCUACACGGUGAGCAUCGCGUCGGCGCGGUUCCCGACGCUGCGCAACCGGCGCAUCUGCCUGCUGAUCGCGCACCCGGACGACGAGGCCAUGUUCUUCGCGCCGACCGUGCUGGCCCUGACGCAGCCCCGGCUGGGCAACCACGUCAAGAUCCUGUGCCUGAGCAGCGGCGACGCGGCCGGGCUGGGCGAGACGCGCAAGAGGGAGCUGGUCAAGAGCGGGAUGGUGCUGGGGCUGCGGAAGGGGGAGGACGUCUAUGUUGUUGAUGACGAUGUGAACUUCCCCGACUCAAUGACCACAACCUGGUCAACAGAAAAGAUCUCCGCCCUCCUCCGCGACGCCUUCGCCCCAACCAACAACACCAACACAACAGCAACGGCCACAGCCACAGGCGAGCCCCCAAAAGCCACAAUCGACGUCCUCAUAACCUUCGACAAGGGCGGCAUAUCCUCCCACCCGAACCACAUCUCCCUCUACCACGGCGCGCGCCACUUCGUCGCCUCCCUGGCGGCCAACAGGCCCGGCUGGGCCAGCCCCGUCGACAUGUACACGCUGACGACAGUGAACGUGGCGCGCAAGUACGCCGGCAUAAUGGACGUGUUCGCCACGCUGGGCGCCACGGCCCUCGACGUCUGGCGGGGCGGGGCCGUGGGCAACAAGGGCAACAAGGGCAAGGACGGGCGCAGGCGGCCCGCCGCGCUGGUGUACAUGCACGACUUCGGGGCCGGCGGCUGGGCCACGGCGCGCGAGGCCAUGACGCGCGCCCAUGUGAGCCAGAUGGUGUGGUUCCGCUGGGGGUGGAUCACCAUCAGCCGAUAUAUGUUUAUGAACGACUUGAGGCUGGAAAAGGGGCUGGGAGAUGCCCAUGCAAGCCCCGUCUAG
Molecule: messenger RNA, 939 nt
Organism: Diaporthe amygdali
Lineage: Eukaryota; Fungi; Ascomycota; Sordariomycetes; Diaporthales; Diaporthaceae
Product: n-acetylglucosaminyl-phosphatidylinositol de-n-acetylase
Exons: 3
Coding region: 1-939 (312 amino acids)
Biological process (GO): GPI anchor biosynthetic process
Cellular component (GO): endoplasmic reticulum
Molecular function (GO): N-acetylglucosaminylphosphatidylinositol deacetylase activity
Source: RefSeq, a predicted model, not a curated record